Molecule: messenger RNA, 3571 nt
Organism: Fimicolochytrium jonesii
Lineage: Eukaryota; Fungi; Chytridiomycota; Chytridiomycetes; Spizellomycetales; Powellomycetaceae
Product: P-loop containing nucleoside triphosphate hydrolase protein
Exons: 12
Coding region: 59-3436 (1125 amino acids)
Biological process (GO): protein import into peroxisome matrix
Cellular component (GO): cytosol; peroxisomal membrane
Molecular function (GO): ATP hydrolysis activity; ATP binding
Source: RefSeq, a predicted model, not a curated record
AAGCAAGCCCACCCACCCCCCCCUCAACAACAACAACAACCCACUAGCCCCUGCAACAAUGACGCCUCCCGCUGCUGGCUCCUCAGCCGCAACACCAGGCGGCUCCUCCCCGCUGGCUCCCUCGUCCUCAAUACUCAGGGCAACCGUCGUCACCACCACCCCCAACGAAGACAUCAUCCACCUCACGCCCGCAACUUGGACCUCUCUCAUCCAAACCGGCGCAAAGAGAGUGCCCGCGCCAAAGGGAGAAGCUCAGCGAAUUUUGGUAGCCUUCAAAAUCCAUACCUUCGCUCCUUACGUAUCCUCCACGACCGCGACACCCCCGGAGCGAGCGCUCAUCGUCCACGCGGCACAACUCACUGAAACCGCUCAAUCUAAUGGCGCCGACGUAUUGAUACCACGAGGGUUCUUGGAGAGGAAUACGGCCCGGGGAAGGGAGUGGGAGGACGGGGGAGAGAUGCUGUGUGAAGUUAAGCCUUGUGGGUUUGUGGAGUUAAGUGAGGUUUAUUUGGAGGCGGUGGAGAGGGGGGAUUAUGAGGGGGUUGGGGAAGGCGGCGGCUCACUCCAAAUACACAUGCAAACCAAAUUCACCGUUCUCCGCCAAUCCAGCACUCUAAAUGUCACCUUACACGGCAAACAGCUCUCUUUCCACGUCAUACUCUGCCUGCCCGUCAUGCAAGGCACCGUCUCGAAAGAUACGCGGGUAGUCUUUCUCGAACCAAAACCAACGGUCCCUCCUCCGGCCCACGUAUUGGACAACGCGCCCUCACCCCUCGCGGACCGGGACCUGGCGCACAGUGUAUGGCAGUGGGCGGGCGGCGCGGACCGUGGGUAUGAAAUCACGAUGGCGGUGCUCAGGGCACCCGUUCCGCCGCAUAUCACGACCCCGACGCCCAGCGGGGAUGUGGAUCUGGACGCGGCGCUUUGGACCUCGUUUGACAAUUUGAUGACGAUGGGGGUGCUGAGCGGGAGUUCGGUUUCUGUCUCCAGCGAAGGACGACCCGCCCGUUGGGCUCCAAUAUACGGUUUCGAGGAGACGUCCGCGUCGCGUAGCCCGUCCAAAAUCAAAGUCUACACCUCACCCCUAACCCUCCAUAACCUGCGCGCCGGCUCCGGAUCCACUCUCACCCUCCGCGCCCCCGCCUCCUCACCACCACCACCAUCGGUAGCGACAGAAGUUACCAUCGCGCGCGUGGCCGGCCGCCUUAUUAACGACAAGAAGCUGUUCCCGGUCUGUCUGGCUGCGCUGAAGCGGUGGCUGGAGGCUUGCGAGAGGGUGGUGUGUGAGGGCGAUUUAGUGGGGGUUGCUGUUGAUGAGGAACGAGCGCGAAUGCAGGCGUAUAUCGUUGACAUUGAUGAAGACGGCGAAGAAGGUCCCAAUUCCAUUUGGUCGACGGGGGCCGCCGACACGGCCGUGAAGGAACCGGCCUAUUUCCAAAUAUCCACUAUCAGAAUCGGCGCCGACACAGACGCAGCCGCUACCGCAGACCCCGCAACGGCCCGCAUCGACCCCCUCACAACCCGCAUCGUCCAAUCAGGCAUCCUCCAUUCCCGGCUCCCCAUCGGUCAAAAAAGUUACAUCAACGACGGCCGACCACCCAUCCCCCGCCCACCCCCACCCACCGCCACAGAAACCUUCAAGAACAUGCAGGCCCUGGUCUCUGCCUGCCUCCACCCCGUGUCGCAUUCCCUGGGCCUGAGCUGCAAUAUCUUGGUGCAUGGCCCUCGAGGGGGCGGGAAACGCGCGAUGGUGAGGGCAGUGGGGGAGGGUGUGGGUGUUGAUGUGAUUGAGAUCAACGCGUUUGAUAUAAUGACCGAAACCGAGGCCAAAACCACCGCUCACCUCUCCGCCCACUUCGACAAAGCCGUCGCGUCUGCGCCGUGUAUCCUCCUCAUCCGGCACAUCGACGCACUCGCCAAAUCUAGGAGUGAAAGCAACGAGGAGCCGGCGAUCACGGCUGUGCUGGAAGGGUUGGUGAAGGAGGCUGCACGCGCGUUUAAGGAGAGUGGGCAGGCGGUGAUUGUUGUGGGGACGACGGCGGAGAUGGAGGGGGUUCCGAGUGGGAUGCAGAGUGUGUUUCAGCAUUUGGUUGGGUGGGAGAGUCCGUCGGAAGCGAUGCGACUGCAUAUUCUGUCCUGCUUGACCGAGCGGUUGAAUCUGACCCCCGAUGUGGAUUUGUCGGCGCUUGCGAUGCAGACUGCGGCGCUGGUUGCGAGGGAUUUGGAGGAUGUGGUUGCGAGGGCGGCGUUUAGCGCGCGAUUGAGGGCUGCGCGUUGUUUGGAGGAGUCGCCAACCCUAACCGAACACGACCUAGUCCACGCGGGCAUCCCCCUCACGCUCCCGGACCUCACCACCUCCCUCGACACCGUCCGCUCCCUCCACGCCGACUCAAUCGGCGCGCCCAAAAUCCCUACCGUAACCUGGUCCGACGUCGGCGGCCUCGCGCACGUCAAAGACAACAUCUAUGACACCAUCCAGCUUCCCCUUGAACACCCGGAGCUUUUCGCUUCAGGCAUGAAGAAACGCUCGGGGAUCCUCCUCUACGGCCCACCGGGCACGGGAAAGACGCUAGUCGCUAAAGCCGUCGCGACCAACUUCUCGUUGAACUUUUUGAGUGUGAAAGGGCCGGAGCUGUUGAAUAUGUACAUUGGAGAGUCGGAAGCGAACGUCCGCCGCGUGUUCCAGAAGGCGCGGGAUGCUCGGCCCUGUGUCGUUUUCUUUGACGAGUUGGACAGCGUGGCGCCGAAGAGGGGCGAGAAGGGCGAUUCGGGCGGGGUGAUGGACCGGAUUGUCUCCCAGUUACUCGCCGAGAUCGACGGCAUGGGGAGCAGUGGAGGGGACGUCUUUGUGAUUGGCGCGACCAACCGGCCGGAUUUACUCGACCCGGCGCUGCUCCGUCCAGGCCGGUUCGACAAACUGCUGUAUCUGGGCGUGAGCGAGACUCACGAGGACCAGCUGAACAUCCUCACGGCCCUCACGCGCAAAUUCACCCUCGACCCGGAUCUGGACCUGCGCAAUGUGGCCGCACGGUGUCCGUUCCACUACACCGGUGCAGACUUCUACGCCCUAUGUUCCGAUGCGCAACUCAAAGCGAUCCUGCGGACCAUCGCGCGUGUCGAUGAGCGGAUACGGGAGUUGAAUGAGAAGGGGCCGACCCCGCCGCACCCACACCCGAUUACGCCGAUGUAUUAUUUGGAGAAUUGUGUGAAGGAGGGCGAGACGGAUGUGGUUGUUGGCGAGCAAGAUUUUGUGGAUGCACUGCGGGAAUUGGUGCCGAGUGUGCCGGCGGCGGAGUUGGAGAGGUAUAGGGAGGUUAGGAGGAGAAGGGGACGGAGAAUGGGCAUGAGGAGAUUGGGAAGGGUGGGAAGGGCAAGGGGAAGGAAAAGGCGAGUGAGGAGGAUGAACAGGACGAGGAAGCGUUCUGGAAACGGGUGAGGGAUGCGGCGGGCGUUGGUGGGAAUCACACCGGCGUCAACAACAGCAGCCACAACAACAAUGCCUUCAUCCAAGGCUUGGCAACCCACCCCCGCAUCGACGACGUACUACCCAGAGCGAAUCCGAGUACCACAG